Messenger RNA from Orussus abietinus, 1657 nucleotides. It is a transcript of the gene Fdh, whose product is annotated as alcohol dehydrogenase class-3. Gene Ontology annotation, molecular function: S-(hydroxymethyl)glutathione dehydrogenase [NAD(P)+] activity; zinc ion binding. The transcript is spliced from 7 exons. Gene Ontology annotation, cellular component: cytosol. Gene Ontology annotation, biological process: formaldehyde catabolic process. Bases 438 to 1589 code for a protein of 383 amino acids. The record is from RefSeq and is a predicted model, not a curated record. Lineage: Eukaryota; Metazoa; Arthropoda; Insecta; Hymenoptera; Orussidae.
GCAUAAUCAAAUUUUAAGUGUGGUUUUAUAUUACUAUUAUGUAGGAUAAUUACAUCGAAAUAUCGGCACAGUUCCGUGUGCAAAAGUUGAACCUUACAAGGUUACAGAGAUAGAUAUAAUCACGUCACUUCGGGUCAUCGCGAGUUUAGUUAUAUAUUGACGUUCCUUGUAACGGAAGUAUCGCUCUUGCAGGCACACUAUCUCCAUUAGCUUUAAUCAUCGUCAUCAUCAGCUUGCAAAUUUGCGGCUUGCAAUUGCCGAAGCAACAGUUGGGCAAAACUCAGCUUAAAGUCACCUUCGGAUACCAUUAAAUUCGCUUGGUUGUUAAACUGUUUACAAACACCUGUUUGAAUUGCGAUUUUAGGCGUCAAAGGUUAUCGAAGAUUUUGUAUUAUUUGCCAAAACUCAACAUUUGAAAUCGGAACCGGUAUUCAGACAUGGCGAGCACCGAGGGUAAGGUUAUCAAAUGUAAGGCAGCUGUAGCAUGGAAGGAAAAACAGCCUUUAACGAUAGAAGAGGUAGAAGUAGCUCCUCCAAAAGCUAAUGAAGUACGUAUCAAGAUCAUGUUCGCUGCUUUAUGUCAUACCGAUGCGUAUGAAUUAGACGGACUAGAUCCCGAAGGAGUAUUUCCUUGCAUUCUCGGUCAUGAAAGUAGUGGAAUCGUGGAAAGUGUUGGAGAGGAUGUGAGCGAAUUUCAACCAGGGGACCAUGUUAUUCCGGUAUUCAUUCCUCAGUGUCGCAAUUGCAAGUUCUGUAAAUCUCCAAAAACCAAUCUGUGUAGCAAAAUUCGUGCUACGCAAUGUAAAGGUCUAAUGCCCGAUGGUACUUCAAGAUUCUCUUGCAAGGGUCAGACUAUUUAUCAUUUUAUGGGCUGUUCAUCUUUUUCAGAGUAUACAGUCGUUGCUGAUAUUUCUCUUGCUAAGAUAGAUCCUGCAGCUCCUUUGCACAGUGUAUGCCUAUUAGGGUGUGGAAUAUCAACUGGUUAUGGUGCAGCACUGAAUACAGCUAAAGUAGAGCCUGGAAGUACAUGUGCUGUCUGGGGAUUAGGUGCAGUAGGUUUAGCCGUUGCUUAUGGCUGUAAGGUUGCUGGUGCUAGUCGUAUCAUUGGCAUCGAUGUUAAUCCUGCCAAAUUUGAAGGAGCUUUUAUGUUAAUUUUAGCCAAGGCUUUUGGUUGCACUGAAUUCAUCAAUCCUAAAGAUUAUAAUAAACCAAUCCAAGAUGUUCUCAUAGAGAUAACCGACGGAGGACUUGAUUAUACUUUUGAAUGUGUUGGAAAUGUUCAGACUAUGAGAGCAGCUUUGGAGGCAUGCCAUAAAGGUUGGGGAACCUCAGUGAUCGUUGGAGUAGCUGCUGCUGGGCAGGAAAUUUCAACACGUCCAUUCCAGCUCGUAACAGGACGAGUUUGGAAAGGAACAUCUUUUGGUGGCUGGAAAUCAAAGGAUAGCGUGCCGAAACUUGUACAAGAAUACAUGUCAAAGAAAUUAUUGCUCGACGAAUUUGUCACUCACAAUUUACCUUUCGCCCAGAUUAACGAGGCUUUCGAACUACUGCACAGUGGAAAUUGUCUGAGAGCAGUCUUGAAAUACUGAAUAUUUUUUCAUAUGUCAUGAUACCUAUGGUCACUAUAUAAUAAAUAAAGGUAUGCCAUAUUUUGAAA